AUGGCGGAAAUUCUAAAUUAUAACGAUCGUCAAUCAAAUGGUUUACGAAACGGACAAUUGCACGAAGUUCGUGUCAAUCAACGAAAGAUGAUUGAUAACAUAUUUACUCAAUAUUCAUCGGAUUUCGUUGUUUGUCGAGAAGUCAUUCAAAAUGCGGAUGAUGCUCGAGCAACAUCUUUUCAUUUGCAAAUUAAAUGCGAUGCACCAUAUUCAUCAUUACCAAAAGAGAAAGAAUUUGAUAAUCGAACAAUUACUGAAUUCCGUAUGAUAAACAAUGGUAAGAUCUUCUCGGAAACUGAUUGGAAACGUGUUGCUACUAUUGCCGAAGGAAACACAGAUCCUCAAUCAGUUGGUCAAUUUGGUGUUGGAUUUUUCUCCGUAUUUUCAUAUACGAAUGAACCAAUGAUUACAUCUGGAAAAGAAUACAUGAAAUUUGUUUGGAAAGGUGAUCAAUUAUUUUAUGAACAUGAUAAACUAUCAAUUCAACAACAAUCCAACGAAACUUCAAUUAUUCUUAACAUGCGAAAUAAAUGUAUUCUAUGCAUUGAAUCAAAUUUAAAUAGCAGUAAAGAAACAAAGGAAGUUAUGUCAACAAUCAAUUUAACUGAAUUGAAAGCUUAUUUUGCCAAAGUUCUUUCAUUUACACGUCAUAUUGUAAAUCUUGUUAUAACAAUCAAUUCAUUAACUGUCUUUCAAGUAUCUAAAAAGAAAUAUGAUAAUCCAUCAAUUCAAAAUACAUUUACAUUUAAACCACAGUCUUCUAUUCAUCAUAUGUUACAUAUCAAUUCAUUUGUUGUUACAGAACAAAUCAUUACUAUUGAUAAUACUGCAUCCAUUGUUCUUGGUCAUAUAACUGUCGAAGCUAGUGUCAAUGUUGAUCAACAAUUUCAUAAUUAUAUUGAACGUACUUUGAAACGUUUACCAUCUAGUAUUAAAAUUCAAAUUUUAUUCGUACCAAUUGAUACUAUUAUUAAUCAACAACAAUUGCAAUCAUCGUUAGUAGAUAAGAAUCUAAAUAGUCAAAUUCUCGAACGGAUCCUCCCAUUAAAAUUUCUUGAUAAUGAAAUUAUUCCAUCAGGAUUUAUAUUUAUUGGACUUGGAACACAUCAGUCGAUUGGUAUAGGGAUGCAUGUCUACAGUCAUUUUAUUCCAACUGUCGAACGUCAAGAACUCAAUCUACAAGAUCCAUACAUUGCCAAAUGGAAUAAAGAACUUCUUGCAACUGUUGGACAAAUCGCUCGAUGUUUCUACGAUCAAACAAUCAACCAUAGUUCACACAAUAGAUCAGAUGUCUAUUACAAUGCUUUAAUAAAAUCUUAUUCUUUUCAACCAACAACACCAAACGAGAAAGUUGGUAUCAUCGUUCGUAGUGGAUUUUUUGCAUCAAGAAAUAAUAUUCUCGUUCCAGUAAAACAAACAUCAACUGCGAAGCAUUUAUCAUUAUUACCAUCUGCACAAGCAUUUCUUGCAGAUUCUAAAUAUAUUCAUGAAUUUCUUUCACUUCCACUUGUUCCAUUUGAAUUAGCUAGAAAUCAUUUCUUUACGAUAUUAAAAGAAUAUCAACUAAUCAAUAUUGUUAACAAAUCCAUCAUAGAAACACAAUUAAUUUCAUCCAUUCUUUUAUUCAAUGAAUUAAUUGCAUUACUUCAAUGGCUUUGUAUUCAUGGUAUCAAUGAUCGUUCAUAUGCCAAACGCAUACUUUUAAUCGUUCGUUUUCAAGAAACUAUUAAUUCACCAAUUAGUUUCUUCAAACAAAUCAAUUGUUAUGAUGCAUCAAAUAUUUCAUCAAUUCUUCCUCUACCACUAAAUGUUUUACCAGUUAGUAUAGCUGGACAUUUUUCAGAAGAACAGCUUCGACAUCAUUUAUUUCUGAUACCAUGUACAUUCAAAGAUCUUAUGGAAUUUUAUUUACAUGAAAAUCAACAUUAUUUAUUUUACGAUAGUAAAACAGCAACACGUCUUUUAAGUAAUCUAUCAAAAUAUUCAAGUCAUUUUUCCCAAUCAAAAUGGUUAGAAGUUAAAAAGAUUCUUUCCGAUCUGAAAUGUAUACCAACAACAGAAGGUAUGAAAUUACCAAAUGAAUCAUAUAUUCCAUCCCAUAUGUUAACACCUGAUUCACCUGCUAUUACACUUAAUAUUCUACCAGAUAAGACAAAAACAAAGAAUCAAACAAAUAUUAAUAAUUCCGAUGAAAAUCUUGUUUCAACAUAUUUUCUUAAACAAAUUGGAUGUCGAAUGUUGAAUAUCCAAUCGAUCAUCAAAUAUUGGCAAAUGAACUCUAAUAAUAUAUCAGAAUUAAAUCAAGAAAAUAUCCAAACAUUAAUCGAAACUUUAAUGAAAGAACGAAAAUAUAUGACUGAUGAAGAUUUUAAAGCUCUGAAACAAAGUCAAUUUUUGCAAGGAACAACAUUGCAAUCUACUGAUCGAAUCAAACAACAAUAUUUUCCUCAUGAUCUUCAUUUUCCAUCGAUUGCUAAAGACCUCAAUUGGAAUGACUUGAUUAUUCUCGAUUGGGACGAUAUUGAUCCACAUUCAUCUGAAUUUGCUUUUUUAAAAGAAUUAGGUGUAAGAGACAUACCUGAUUUACAUAAUUUAAUUAAUCGUAUCAUUGUUGAAUAUAAUGAUAAACAACAUAAAUUACCAAUAGCACUUCAGUUUUUUGCUAAAAAAUUUCAAAAAUAUUAUUCAACAACAUGGAAAAUAAACGAUAUUCAACAAGCAUUUCUUCCAUCAUGUUUACCAACAAAAACUAAUAGUAAUAAUAAUAUAAUUUUAUCAACACCAAAUAAAGUAUUUCUAAAAUCAAAUCCUUUAUAUGCUACUCUUCUUCCUGAAGUAGUGAAAUUAUUUGAAAAAUAUCAUAUUAUUCCGUUGCUUGGUAUUAAAGAACAGCCCACUCUAACACAAGCUUUUGAUACUGUUAUCGAAAGAAAAACUGAAUUGUUAACAAUCAAUUCAGCUGGGGAAAUAUUUGCAUAUUUGAAUGGACUCGAAGGACUUAAUCAGACAUUUAUAAAACAUUUAUCUAAUAUUGCUUUUAUUCCUUUACAUGGUGUGUCAACAUUAAUGAAACCAUCACAAAUCUUCAUCCAACACGCAACAAGCUCGGCUUCUACAGAAUUAGAUAUGAGUGGUCUCAUUGAUUAUGUCGAUUAUGGAUCAGAAGGCAAUUCAUUUCUUUUAACUAUUGGUGUUCGCCAUUUUCCACCUAUUCCCAAGCUAGUUGAAAUACUUCUUGAACGACAAGCAAAUUAUUUUUCUAAUUUGAAAGAUAAUGAAACAAUUUUAAAACAGAAGAUCAAUACUUAUAUUAAUUGUCUUAAACGAAUUGCACGUGUUUCGGCUGAAAUACCUGAAUUUCACAAUGAGCCAUUAGAAAGACGAUUAAAAACGGAACCAUGGUGUCUUGGUUUUCAACGAAUUGAUAGUAAUGAAAGUAAAACGAUGUAUUUUUAUAGAAUUGUGAAACCAACUGAAAUUUAUCUCAAUGAUGAUCCACAAUGUGAACUUCAUCAUCGUCCUAUAUGUUCAAAUGAGCCUGAAUUAAAUAAAUUAUACAAACAAUUUGGAGCUAAAUGGUUAUCGGAAUGUGUGACUCGAGAGCUAGUACCCACAGGCAAACCUAUAUCGACAGAUCAAAGCAAUGAACUGAAGAACAUAAUUCAACAACGUCUUAAUAUUUUAUUUGUUGAUAAACAAGGUGUACCGCUAGCCGAUUUGAAUAAGCAACAUUUUCAAUUGCUUGAGAAGAAUUUAUCUGUUUUUGAAAUAAAAGACAUAAGAUGUCGUUUAACAUUUCAAAAUGUAACAAAAGUUCUUGAUUCAAUAAAUAGUAGUUCAUGUACACUUCAACAGAAACAAAACGAAGUGAUAUUAUAUCUUCGACAGGAUUUGUCAACAUCGAACUAUGAUUAUCUCGAUAUUGCACGUGAACUUGCUCAAUUUGUUUUCAAAGCUCCAUCCGAAUCAGUAAUCGAUACAAUAUAUAAAAGACUUUCAUUAUCGUUGGAAUCACUCGAAAGACACGGUCUUCCUGUGACAACUUUGUUAAAAAAUAGAUCACAAGAUCUACUGUCACCACAAGAAGAACCUGUCGUACGAUCGAAAAAAAUUCCAUCUCUAUUGGCAGGUGCUCUUGGAAUAUUUGGACGUCUUGGUCGUUCAAAUAAGAAAAAAGAUCCUAUUAAUCAUGGCAUUCAAUCUAAAGAGCCUGAUCACGAUGAAUAUCCUAUUAAUCAUGAAAUUCAAUCUAAAGAGCUCGAUCCUGCUAAAGAUCCUAUGAAUCAUAACAUUCAAUCUAAAGAGCCCGGUUAUACUAAAGAUUCUAAUAAUCAUGGCAUUCAAUUGAAAGAGCUUGAUCGUGCUAAAGAUUCUGUUGAAAAGGAUGAUCAACCAGUUGAUCCUUCUCGUGUCAAGACCACACAUACUUCACACGAUCAUACCAGAAAUGUUGUGCCCGAUGUUCAGCAACGAGAUAACCAUACAUCUACCAUAGCAAGACAUCCGAUUGAAGAUUUCAAACGUGGAAAGGUCCCCAUGAAGAGAAUACUACGUGGUCUAGUUCAACAAAGUCAAGCGUAUCCAGAAUCUACUAUUAAUCACAAAGGAUAUAUCCGUAACGAGCAUCAUGAAUCAUGUGAAGUCAUACCCGAUAUCAACAUGAAAAUUUAUCCAAGUGCUGAUAUUCCAAUACCACUUUUUAUUGAAGAAGAUGUAAUUGUAACAUCUAAAAUGAUCAAUCAAGCACAACAGCUCUCCUAUGUACUUACUAAUCUUGCUCAAUAUGUUUUUGAACUUUCCAUUGAAGCAUUGCAUCUAUUUCGUGACAUUAAUGGAGAUCGUAUAGCUUUCAAUAAGAAUGGUGCACUUUUCUUUAAUCUUCGUUAUUUCGAGCAAAUCUAUGCUGAUGAACUUCAAACUUAUCUUCAACAACCAACAACAUCAGAUCGUAUUGUAAACACAAUUCUAAAUUUCUAUUUCAUGGUUACAUGUCAUGAACUAGUACAUAAUAUCAAUCCAAAUCAUGAUUUAAACUUUAUUAAUAAUCUACAAGAAUGUGCAACUGAAUGUAUGAUUCAAAAAGAACUCACUUUAGCCAAUUUCUCAUUCAACGCUCUCAAAUCAAAUGUUUCAACAAGAUUUUGA
This is a messenger RNA of Adineta steineri, 5145 nucleotides long. NCBI's taxonomy places the organism in Eukaryota, Metazoa, Rotifera, Eurotatoria, Adinetida, Adinetidae. The record is from the annotation of a GenBank genome assembly.